CUACCGAACCCGAGACCAACUCACUUUCAAAUGGAGCCACAUCAACAAAAAAGUCCGAAAGUUUAUGGGAGUUUACGAGGGAUGCUCCCGGUCCCGGAGGAGCGGCACGAACGACGCCGAUGUUCUCCGGCUUGCCACGACCCGAUAUCAAGACGACGGGAACCAAAGCAAGGUGCCCAUCGAUCUUUGGAGGAUUUUGAAUCGUUCCUCGAAGUGGCAAGAACUCAACAAUCCCGACGGCGGAUCAUUCUGGAAAAGAUCAACCGUCGACGCCGAGGUUGAGGUCGACGAGACUAUCGGUUCUAGCGAUCAAAUCCCUCCCUUCAACGUUGCGGAUUCCGAUGACGAGGGCCCCAUUCCACGGCCGAUCGGAAGAAAGAAGGCAAAAUCCAUUGCCUCGGGUUCGGGAGGGUCCUCCUCUGUUUCCGCUUCUCCCCGCGACGAAAUCGGCCGGGCAAUGAUUGAACAACUUCGGGCGUUCAAUCUCCAAGAACAAGAGAGGUUGAAGCUAAAGGAGAAGGAGUUGAAGCUAAAGGAGCAGGAGGCUGAGAUGAAAGUCAUGCAAACCGACCCCGGGACGUUGUCGGAGUUUGGACGAAUGAUCUAUGAGCAAAGAAUGAGAGAGAUCAAAGAGAAAUAUAAUUUACCUUAGUUUUUUUAAUUAAUAACCUGUUUAUAGGUCUUUGGUCGGCGUGGUUGUGGUCUCUGAUCGGCGGCGUGGCCGGAGAAGUCGAUUGCCGGCAUCGAUUUCCUCCUGUAAUCUCUUCCCUCUCUUCAGGCGUUUUUUUUAAUUAAAGGAAUUUAGUAGUA
Molecule: messenger RNA, 810 nt
Organism: Cuscuta campestris
Lineage: Eukaryota; Viridiplantae; Streptophyta; Magnoliopsida; Solanales; Convolvulaceae
Source: the annotation of a GenBank genome assembly